AUGGAUCUAUCGCGUGAUGAUCGCAUGUCGUCGCCACCACCCAUGCAGAAACAACAGCAGGACCAACGACAACCCAAUAAUAGACCGGUUUCAGCAGACAAUGGCUUGAAUGAACGGAGACGAUCGGAUUCGCACAUUUUCGGUACUGCUCCCAUGCCAGAAGAACGAGCACAACCAGGUCGUCGACGCCCUUCACAACUCUCCUCUGCACCUGCACCUCGUUCGCAAAAGGAAUUUCCAUUGGGGUCACUUGCAUGGCAUCAGAAACAGCAACAACAACGACAACGGCCUGUGAGCCUUCGAUACCAACAUGCGGUAGCAGCAUCGCCUACAAAGUCAACAUCGUCGCAACAAAUGCAAGAAGACACCUUUUACAGCUCGCUUCAGAUUCGAUUGCAUCACUCGGUGGGAAGUAUGAGUAUCAGUCCAUCAUGUCGAGAUAUUGUUCUUGCUGGGCGUCAAGGUUUAUUGAUCAUCGACUUGGAAAAUCCAUGGCUGUUGCCAAGGUUACUACCGCACAUGUCAAAAUGGGAGGUGGCGGAUGUUCAGUGGAGUCCAUACGUUGCGAGAGAAUCAUGGGUAGCAUCCACGUCGAAUCAAAAACUCUUGGUGUGGAACCUGAAUUAUGCUGGAUCACAUGCGAUUGAAAACGUGCUACAUGCUCAUUCACGAGCCAUCUCGGAUAUCAAUUGGUCACCCCAUCACCCCGACAUGCUCGCUACCUGCUCGGUGGACACCUACGUACAUAUAUGGGAUUUGCGAUGUGCAGGAAAUGAUCUACGACCAGCAAAUUCUUUUACUUCAUGGAAUGCUGCGACGACCCAAGUCAAGUAUAACAGAAAGAGCGAGUAUCUAUUGGCAUCUGCUCAUGAUAAGGACGUCAAGAUUUGGGAUAUUCGGAAAGGAGCUGUCCCUGUUACUACUAUCUCAGCGCACACAAAGAAAAUCUACGGCAUUGAUUGGAGCAGACAAAACGAUCACGACAUUGUUACUUGUAGUUUGGAUCAAUUAGUCAAGUUUUGGAAUAUCCAUGAACCAGAAAAGGAAGAAGAAGCAAUAAUGACCAGCUCACCAGUAUGGCGUGCAAGAAACGCUCCCUUUGGAAAUGGUGUCUUGACCAUGCCGCAGCGAACAGAGACAACAUUGUAUCUGUACAAUCGUGAUACGCCAACUAGACCAGUGCAUGCAUUUGAAGGUCACACCGAUACUGUGAAAGAAUUCGUAUGGAGAUGGAAGGGAGGCAAUGGAACUGAAGGUGAUGAUCGAGAAUUCCAGCUUGUUACAUGGUCAAAGGAUCAAUAUUUGCGAUUGUGGCCGAUUACAGAGGAUAUUUUAAGAUCUGUGGGACAUGAGCCAAGCAAGAAAAAGACCGUGUAUCGCGUACCAUCCACGGCUGUGAGUAAAGAUGGCACCGUGCAUUCGAGAUCUUUUCAAAAAGAGCCUGAUGAAGAUGAGACUGAGAGUGGGCAAUCGGUUAUCACGGCAUCUGUCAAUCCUUUACGUAUCGAAGCUUCAACAAGUGAACCCUCUUCUUCAGCUAUGACCUUGUUUCGUUCAGGGAAGAAUGCUUCUGGAACAGUGGGAAUUCCCGGUGGCUAUGACGCCAUGUCUCAUGCCUAUCGUGAGCAAAAGUAUACCAUCAAUCCUCUCUUGUGGAUGCAAAAUGUCAAAAGCGUGGGCCCACCUACCGAGCUACGACGUGCUGCUACUACGGAGAGUACAUAUCAAACGGUCGCUGAAGAGAUGUCAACAGUGCUCAACAAAUACGUCAGUGCUGGUGUCAAGACCGAAAAGAUUAAUGGUGCAUCUCGCACGUGUACUAUUACACUUCAUGGUCCUUGGUCAGAUACCGGUAGCGCAUUCUUACGCAUCACCAUUCGUUUCAGCCCACAAUACCCAGACAACAGCCCACCUGAAUUUGAUAUCCAAAAGAACAGCAUGAUGUCCAUCUAUUAUCGAGCUCACAUGUCACAAGAUCUCAAUACGCUUGCAUCGAGUUAUACAUCACAAAAGCGUUGGUGUCUUGAGGCAUGUAUCCGCUAUCUUCUUGGUGAACCUACUCAAGAAGAAGAACUUGGUCUUGGUGGUGGCACUGGUACAUCUGAGAGCACCCCUCUUAGCUUAGGUGGUGGCAUGUCUCUUACGAGUGGCGCACAAUCAGCUGGAAGCUAUAUGAGCACGUGGAAUGGGUCCAACAAUGGGGCUGAUAAUGGUGAUUCGGAUGAUGAGAUAUUCGCAGGCACACCCUUUAUCGGUGGAGGAAGCGGUGGCUAUGGUACUGCAGGGAAGCGUGUCAGCUUACAGAGCGAACGGGGUAUCGUUGUGGACAUGUCCUCGAAGCAAAGUGCGGAUGAAAAAGUACCUUUCCCUCGUCUUUGUGGUGGUGUCUUUUCAGGAAAUGGUCAUCUUGUAUGCUUUUUCUCCACUUUACGUGUUCGUGAUCCAAAGAGGAAUCAAGAGAAUAGCAACAAAGCCAAGCGACAGGAAGAGGAUGAUGCAAGUGCUACCAACACAGCCUAUUUUGAGAAUACUUACAGCGACUUUUACAAGCAUCCUCGCACUUAUGAGCAAUUUGAAGAAUACAAGGAAAUUGCAGCCAUGUCACGGCAGGGAAGGAAUGCUACAGUACUUGUCGGUGGUUCUGGUGGUGCUUUUGGCGAAUACGCGUACGACGAUGAUCCUGAUGAUAUUGAUGAUGGUUUAACAAUGCCGUCAUUGUACUUUAAUAAGCCUGAUAACCUUACGUUGGGCAGCUCAAUAUCGAAUGCUGAUAGCAUGUUGUAUCGAAACAUCAAGACGGAUCGUAUCACUUACAAUGUGGUAUUGGCGGAUAUGAAUGAAAUCAUGCCCUACAGCUCGCAACUUGCAAGAGAGUAUACUCUUUCCAUCAAAGAUCCUGUUGGGGCAUGUACGCACAAUGCUAUGAUAUGUCGGGCACACAAUCGCCUGGAUCUAUCAAAGAUUUGGUAUUUGGCAUCCGAGAUCAUGCGUGAAUGUAUCCCCGUUGAGAAUGAACGAGAGUGGUCGUCCGAGCCCAUGGAAGAUCCACAUUGGCAAAACGGCGUUGAUCUAUCCGAAUUAUAUGCCAUCUUGUACAACGAAAAGAGAGCCAAAAUCACUGCCAUCAAAAAGCGUCGAGUCCGUUGGGGAUUACAUCCAUUGGGAAGGAAGCUCAUUGAUAAAUUAUUGGAUCAUUUUAUCAAGAUGGGUGAUGUGCAAACAGCCGCUAUGCUUUCGUGUAUUUUCCAUGAUGGUCAAGACGGCCAAAGCAAAGGAACACAAAACAAUCCACAUAAGAUGUUGUAUGGCAGUCAAGAUGUGCAAAGUAAAGAAGAUUUACGGCCGAUACGAGCUCAAGCCUUAGUGAGAUCGGGAUCAGGACCAGUGUCAACCAGCGUAGGCUCUCCUGAUCGUACGGCGAAUACCAAUCAAAUGAGCUCAUCGUAUGGAGGCCGUGGCGUCAACUUUUUAUCUUACUUCUGGGAUUCGGAUCGACACACUCCACCUGGUGAAAAACAAAGCGAACUUGGCAACCAACAACAAACGAGCAUGAGCCCAUCUACCAGCAAACGUCCUGGAUACCCUUUCACUACCGUCAACAUUACCCCUCAAAAAUUGCCUAGCAACACUGCACCAGGUGUACGCACCAGCAAUCCUAGCUCACCACACAAUGGGGCGUUUACAGCUGCCAUAACAAAUACGCAUGCAGUGGUCUCUGACAAGGAAGGAAAAUUGGUACAAAGCAGCGAUAUGACCAUUGAAUUCACCAACCUUGAGACGUUUGAUGGAGAAAAGGCGCUUUCCUACAACAAUGAUGUAUCUCUUUUGAACCCACAGAGGGCAGCUCAGCUGGAUGUGCUUCGACUCAAUUACGCGGAUAUGCUUUAUCGAUGGGGCUUGCUUGAACAGCGUGCCGAGAUACUCAAGUUCUUAAGUCGACAAACAUCAAUCGAAUACCAAUCAACACCACCCGAGCAAAACAUGCAAGUGCAAAUUCGUUGUUAUAUGUGUGGAUCCGAAGUAUCUGCACGUGAUCGUAUUUGUUAUACGUGUCGCAAGAGUCGCAGUCAAAUCCGAUGCAGCGUGUGUCAUGUGCUGGUCAAGGGCAUGGUCAACUUUUGUAGCAAGUGCGGUCAUGGUGGACAUAGCGUACAUAUCAAGGAGUGGUUUUCACAACAAACUGUGUGCCCUACAGGCUGUGGUUGCAUUUGCUUGAUUGACGGAUAG
This is a messenger RNA of Lichtheimia ornata, 4227 nucleotides long. RefSeq lists its product as uncharacterized. The coding region runs from base 1 to 4227 and encodes 1408 amino acids. The transcript is spliced from 14 exons. Gene Ontology annotation, molecular function: protein binding. The record is from RefSeq and is a predicted model, not a curated record. Lineage: Eukaryota; Fungi; Mucoromycota; Mucoromycetes; Mucorales; Lichtheimiaceae.